Messenger RNA from Mustela erminea (ermine), 3876 nucleotides. It is a transcript of the gene TMC1, whose product is annotated as transmembrane channel like 1. Gene Ontology annotation, cellular component: plasma membrane. Gene Ontology annotation, molecular function: mechanosensitive monoatomic ion channel activity. The record is from RefSeq and is a predicted model, not a curated record. Bases 1448 to 3787 code for a protein of 779 amino acids. Lineage: Eukaryota; Metazoa; Chordata; Mammalia; Carnivora; Mustelidae. The transcript has 26 exons. Gene Ontology annotation, biological process: detection of mechanical stimulus involved in sensory perception of sound; vestibular reflex.
CUGCACUAGGAAAGCACCAAAUGUUCUGCUCAAGACAUGGAGUUGCGGGACAAACAAGCUAGACCCGAAAGAGGACACGUUGCAGGAGGAAGUUCAUCAGCAGGGAGAAAUGAAGACAAUGAACUUUGAAUUUCUACAUGGAAGUUCACAGUCUCCAAAUUUUUCUUAAACCUCUGCCAUCUUACACCACUUACUUGCCAAUGAACGUGGGAGACCAAAUGAGAAGAGAGGAGGCAAAUGAAGUGAGAAGGCCAGCAGAGGAGUCCGAAGAGGGUUUUCAAAGUGUGAUCCGUGUUUCAACUUGCCAGCUGGAUAGACGGUUUCAUCAAUAGAGGGCGCUGUAAGAAGUGGUUGCUGGAAGACACUUUUAGGUUUCAUUCUCCAGGCAGAGGCUGUGAGAGCCCAGUAGCAGUAUUAAGGAGGAACUUGAGCUGCACCCUCGGGCCAUUUCUCCCGAUCAGAGACUUCUUCCGAGCAUUUUCAUCCUUCUGUGCCCACCGGCAAUCAUUGGCCAUUUCUGUAGAGCACCUUGGGCUCGAGGCACAGCGGAAGACGGGACCAGCUUCUACUCAACCCCACUCAGCCGCAACGAUGAAUUGCCUUUACAGCCAAGCUCCAGCCUCGGCUUUCAUGAUAAUGAAUGCAUUACUACACUUCCUUUGCCGUCACAAGGAUACAGUGCCUCACAGCUCGUCUCACAUCGAAUGCAACCUUCUUCCGCUGCUGUUCCCUCCAGAAUGCAUGUCUUUGGGAAGAAAGGAGUUCGGGGAAGCAGAGAUGGCAGUCCAGUGGCUUGGAAAGUCCACCUUCCACAUACCCUGCCUAUUUCAAGACAUCGAAUCUGAAUACCAGUCUGCUUGUCAGGAAGGAAUAAUUGCAAAAGACCUCAACGAAGCCUACGCAAUAAGAGCGGGAAGCAAGAAAACACAAGUGUUGUGAAACAGGAGCACAAAGCCGCUAGGACAGAACGAGCCAAGACGAGAAGACAUGAGGUUUGCGGAUGCUUUCCAUAGCCUGUUGGCUUCUCAAGUUCCCUGUCAGUCUUGGGACUCUCCUACAGCCUCUACCCAUCCCUGGGAUUUAGUUUGUCAGUUUCCCCCAGAUCAGCAAUGGACUCCCAACAUCGUUCAAUGAGUCCCCUCCAAGCUAAUGAAGCCCCAGCUGAGCAUCAGGGCUCAUUGUGAAAGACGGGAAAUCUGUAAGUUCCCAAGAGCCAGUCGAGAGGGGUGGAGUGUUGGAGGAGGCCAUGCAGAGGUCAAGACUGCUGGAAGACCCUCCAGCUGGUCCCCGGGCAAUUGGAAGCCCCGCCCCCUUCCCCUAUUUUUCCACGUGUGCUCUCUGCCUGCCCUUCCCACGGUUGGAAUGGCGGCUGGAACUGUUUUCAAGGACACAGUCUCGAGAGAGCAACCCGUUGUUGAGACCCUUUGAACCCCACUAAGGCCUCCGUAUGAACGGUGAAGACUUUGGUGGUCAUGUGCAGAGAUUUACUUGUCUUGAGGUUGCCCCAGACAAGCCUCUGCAAAUUCAAGUGGAGGAAAAAGAAGAUGACACAGAUGAAAGUUCAAGUGAGGAGGAAGAGGAGGAGGAAGAUAAACUGCCUCGAAGGGAGAGCUUGAGACCAAAGAGGAAACGGACCAGAGAUGUUAUCAAUGAGGAUGACCCAGAACCUGAACCAGAGGAUGAAGAAACAAGGAAGGCCAGAGAGAAGGAGAGAAGGAGGAGGCUGAAGAGAGGAGCGGAAGAAGAAGAAGAAAUUGAUGAAGAGGAAUUGGAAAGAUUGAAGGCAGAGUUAGACGAGAAGAGACAAAUGAUUGCUACUGUCAAAUGCAAACCUUGGAAAAUGGAGAAGAAAAUUGAAGUUCUCAAGGAAGCAAAAAAAUUUGUGAGUGAAAAUGAAGGAGCCCUUGGGAAAGGGAAAGGAAAGCGGUGGUUUGCAUUUAAGAUGAUGAUGGCCAAGAAAUGGGCAAAAUUUCUUCGUGAUUUUGAAAACUUCAAAGCUGCCUGCGUCCCUUGGGAAAAUAAAAUCAAGGCGAUUGAAAGUCAGUUUGGCUCCUCCGUGGCCUCAUACUUCCUCUUCUUGAGAUGGAUGUAUGGGGUAAACAUGGUUCUCUUCAUCCUGACGUUCAGCCUCAUCAUGUUGCCAGAGUACCUCUGGGGUUUGCCAUAUGGCAGUUUACCUAGGAAGACAGUUCCCAGAGCUGAAGAGGCAUCUGCGGCUAACUUUGGUGUGUUGUACGACUUCAACGGCUUGGCGCAAUACUCCAUCCUCUUUUAUGGAUAUUAUGACAAUAAACGAACAAUUGGAUGGAUGAAUUUCAGGCUGCCGCUCUCCUAUUUUCUGGUGGGGAUCAUGUCCAUUGGCUACAGCUUUCUGGUUGUCCUUAAAGCGAUGACCAAAAAUAUCGGGGAUGAUGGGGGUGGUGAAGACAACACAUUCAACUUCAGCUGGAAGAUGUUUACGAGCUGGGACUACCUGAUCGGCAACCCGGAAACAGCAGACAACAAAUUCAAUUCUAUCACCAUGAACUUUAAGGAAGCAAUCAUAGAGGAAAGAGCAGCCCAAGUAGAAGAAAACGUCCACUUGAUCAGAUUCCUGAGGUUUCUCGCUAACUUCUUCGUGUUUCUAACACUUGGCGGGAGUGGAUACCUCAUCUUUUGGGCUGUGAAGCGAUCCCAGGAAUUUGCACAGCAAGAUCCUGACACCCUUGGGUGGUGGGAGAAGAAUGAAAUGAACAUGGUCAUGUCCCUGCUGGGGAUGUUCUGCCCAACACUGUUUGACUUAUUUGCUGAAUUGGAAGACUACCAUCCCCUCAUCGCUCUGAAAUGGCUACUGGGACGCAUUUUUGCUCUACUUUUAGGCAACCUGUAUGUAUUUAUUCUGGCCUUGAUGGAUGAGAUUAACAACAAGAUUGAAGAGGAGAAGCUGGUAAAGGCCAAUAUUACCCUCUGGGAAGCCAACAUGAUCAAGGCCUACAAUGCCUCCCUCACCGGAAAUAGCACUGGGCCACCUUUUUUUGUGCACCCCGCAGAUGUACCUCGAGGACCCUGCUGGGAAACAAUGGUAGGGCAGGAAUUUGUGCGGCUGACCGUUUCUGAUGUUCUGACCACUUACGUCACGAUCCUCAUUGGGGACUUUCUCCGGGCAUGUUUUGUGAGGUUUUGCAAUUAUUGCUGGUGCUGGGAUUUGGAAUAUGGAUAUCCUUCCUACACUGAAUUUGACAUCAGCGGCAAUGUCCUCGCUCUGAUCUUCAACCAAGGCAUGAUCUGGAUGGGCUCCUUCUUCGCCCCCAGCCUCCCAGGCAUCAAUAUCCUUCGACUCCACACAUCCAUGUAUUUCCAGUGCUGGGCCGUGAUGUGUUGCAACGUCCCUGAGGCCAGGGUCUUCAAAGCUUCCAGAUCGAAUAACUUCUACCUGGGCAUGCUGCUGCUCAUCCUCUUCCUGUCCACCAUGCCCGUCCUGUACAUGAUCGUGUCGCUGCCGCCAUCUUUUGACUGUGGCCCCUUCAGUGGCAAAAAUAGAAUGUUCGAAGUCAUUGGAGAAACACUGGAGCAUGAUUUCCCAAGCUGGAUGGCAAAGAUCUUGAGGCAGCUUUCUAAUCCCGGAUUGGUCAUCGCUAUCAUUUUGGUUAUGGUCUUGACCAUCUAUUACCUCAAUGCUACUGCAAAGGGCCAGAAGGCAGCAAAUCUGGAUCUAAAAAAGAAGAUGAAACAGCAAGCUUUGGAGAACAAAUUGCGCAACAAGAAAAUGGCAGCUGCCCGAGCAGCUGCGGCUGCUGGUGGCCAGUAACUUUCAUAGACACGCUGGGACCCAGAAGUACUCCUCACCUUGCUGUUUAAAACCAAUGACUCACAUAAAAGUCAAGAUGACAAGCAUCG